AUGGUACACAUAACAACUGACACAGGUGGCUGCAAACUUGAACCUGAUGACGAGGACAGAGUCCAGGCAAUUGCCGCGAUUGAUUCGGGAACGCAGACUAUCCAACAAAACAACAAUGAGUUUGAACUGCAGUUUGCGGGACGCUUGUCUCUCCGAUCCAGAGACUACAGCCACUCGACAGAGUUCCAGCAGGACUGGCGCACUGUUGCUGACCCUAGCUGGGAGCAUCUCACCUUUGGCACCAACAAUACCGCCCAACAAGCAAACAAUAAUAUAGGCGAUGACCCCGAUGCCGUAAAGACCUUCGCGUGCCCCUUUCUGAAGCAUGAUCCAACCAAGUACAAGAGCUGGAAAUGCUGCAACACGUGGAAUGGAUGGCCAACGGUCCCCCGCGUCAAAGAGCACCUGUACCGGAGGCAUUUACUGCCGAAGAACAUCUGCCCAAGGUGCAGAGAGCACUACCAAUCCGACGAUGAGCUAGUCGUUCAUCUAAGAGACGACCCUCGAUGCGAGAAGCGAGCCAUGGAACCCCACGAUGGGAUCGAUAUGGCGACGGAGAAGAGAUUGAGGGGGAGAGUGAGAGAACCGAAUCUAUCUGAUGAAGUCAAAUGGACCAAAAUUUAUAAGCUCCUCUUCCCCGAGGAUACUUCAACUCCAUCUCCAUGUAUGUACCAGCUGCUCUCCCUCCAGGUCGAGAACAUACAAAUCAUGUCUUAUACAAUUGCAGUCCACGAGAGAUCCUUAGCCGAAUAUAAUGCCAGAUUCAAGGCUGAGUUGAACUAA
This is a messenger RNA of Clonostachys rhizophaga, 783 nucleotides long. Lineage: Eukaryota; Fungi; Ascomycota; Sordariomycetes; Hypocreales; Bionectriaceae. The record is from the annotation of a GenBank genome assembly.